GUUUCAAAAUAAACUCAAGAAACAUGACUAUUCUUCUCCCAAAGAAAAAGAUAAAUCAGAUAAAACAGGAAUACAAAGCAAUAGCAAAGAAGCAACUAAUUCAUAUCAAGAAACUAGCAUCAAUAAUAGAGAAAUUUCUAUAGAACAACAAGAAACAAAAGCUUUACAUCAAUAUUUUAGAAAUGAAAGCAAUUCAGUUCACACUUAUAGCCUUCAAAGACCUGACAAGGAAGUUAAUCUUGAUCAAGACAGAUAA
Molecule: messenger RNA, 256 nt
Organism: Scutellospora calospora
Lineage: Eukaryota; Fungi; Glomeromycota; Glomeromycetes; Diversisporales; Gigasporaceae
Source: the annotation of a GenBank genome assembly